AAGAAGGAAAAAAGAUCUUCACUGAAAACGAUGCAUACUGUGUUCUCAGGUGACGAUUUCCCGGACUCCUUUUGGGCGGCCACGGCGGGGAUGAACCGAAGCCAAUCGGAGUGGGCUUUAGAGAUCUUUCUUGAAGAGUUUUCCGGUACCGGCGGGGAGAUCCCGGUGUCUCGUUCGAGUGAGAGUGCGAUCGGUCCCUCCGUGGCGGAUCCUCAGCUGUCUGUUUCAAAAUCUGAAGAAGGCGAUUGUGAUGACGAAGUGGUGGAGAUCAAAAGACCUAGCAAUCAGAAUAAUAAAUCUCCGCCGUCCGCUCUGAAACCGACGGUCCCGAAUGACUCUGACGAGGUCCAGGCGAUCCUCAAGAGCAAGCUCGAGCAAGCCUGCGCUGUUUUUGCUCUCUCUCGUGUGUCAGCUGUGACGUCAGAAGCUUCGCCUGGCCAACCUGAAGAUCAAUCGCUUCAAUCUAGAUCCCAAGUUCAAGGUUCCUCAAAGGCUCAAGGACAGGGUGAAUCAGAUGCUAAACCUUGUGGAAUGUUGGCUGUGUCAACUACACAGAAAAAAACAGGGGUACAGAGGAGGCAAACAACAAGUGUGUCAUCAGGAGAAGAUUCAGAUGAUGAUGAACUUCAAGAUACUGAAACCACUGACAGCAUGGAUCCGACUGAUGCAAAACGCGCAAGGAGAAUGCUGUCAAACCGAGAAUCAGCUAGACGCUCUAGAAGAAGAAAGCAAGCGCAUAUGAAUGAACUUGAAGCACAGGUUGGUCAACUACGGGUUGAACAUUCCACAUUACUCAAGACUCUAGGUGACACGAAUCACAAGUAUGAUGAAGCUGCCGUUGACAAUAGAAUUCUGAGGGCUGAUAUUGAGACAUUAAGAGCAAAGGUAAAAAUGGCUGAAGAAACAGUUAAGCAGGUGACAGGGAUUAACCCUGCUAUGCUAUCAAGACACGCUGUAGCUAAUGUCGGCAUGCCUUUUGUUAGCAGUCCAUUGGAAGCAUCCCCUGUUGCUCCUGUUCGGUUGCAGCAAAACAGCAAUCAGUUUUUUCACCAACCAGUUCCGGGCAUUGCUGGUCCCGUGCACCAUCUGAAAGCAGAAAACCGUUUCGCCGGCAACAGCCUGGUUCCUCCCUCCGUGAAUCCACAUACUGAAGUAGGAUUAGGCGUGAAGAGUGUCAAUGAAACAUCUGCAUUGCGACACACGCCCAGUUCGGAGCAUGUUCAUGAUCCGAUUGGCCGUGGUGUCAGUCCAAGUGGACUCAUGUCUGGCUGGGAGCCUCAACUACAUGAAGUUGCCAAGAACAAGAAGCAAAGUUGAAAGUCGGUGCCGUUCCCAUCGUGGUUUCUAAGAUGGGGCUCGAGAGAAGCGUAUCUGGUGGUAUUAGUAUUAGUAUUAGUUAAAAACUUAGUAAUUGGGUAUGCACACUUACUGCAAGUUUGUAUUUAAUAUCUUGACAUCGUAACAUUGACUCAACUUCUUAUAGUCCAUUCAGUGAACUUUAUUAAGUAAAUUAUCAUGUAUGAAAAUCAUAUGAAGUUUAUAUCU
Molecule: messenger RNA, 1545 nt
Organism: Hibiscus syriacus
Lineage: Eukaryota; Viridiplantae; Streptophyta; Magnoliopsida; Malvales; Malvaceae
Product: basic leucine zipper 25-like
Exons: 6
Coding region: 31-1317 (428 amino acids)
Biological process (GO): regulation of DNA-templated transcription
Molecular function (GO): DNA-binding transcription factor activity
Source: RefSeq, a predicted model, not a curated record